This is a messenger RNA of Nicotiana attenuata, 1293 nucleotides long. RefSeq lists its product as uncharacterized. Bases 1 to 1293 code for a protein of 430 amino acids. The record is from RefSeq and is a predicted model, not a curated record. The transcript is spliced from 3 exons. NCBI's taxonomy places the organism in Eukaryota, Viridiplantae, Streptophyta, Magnoliopsida, Solanales, Solanaceae.
AUGGCCGAGUACGAUGAAGAGAACCCUUUUGUGGAUAUAGAUGAGUAUAUUGAGGAUACAAAUGCUAUUGUCCCUCCAAGGGUUGAUGUUGCUACCUUCAAGGUGGAACACGGUCUUAUCCUAAUGCUCAAAGCAAAGGGGUUUUUCAGAAAUUCCACCGAUGAUCCGACACAAUAUUUCAGAAACUUCUUGGGUGUGUGUGCAAUGCACAAGCAGAAUAACGUCUCAGAUGAUGCUCUAAGGCUAAGAGUGUUCAAGUAUUCACUGGAUGGAGAGGCAAGGAAAUGGAUCCAAAAUCUACCACCAAAUUCCAGUCAUUCUUGGCCUGAACUCGUCCAAGCGUUCCUAGCUAAAUGGUUCCCGCAAAGCAAGAAGUCUGAGCUCCGGGAUAAAAUUUUCUUUUUCAAGCAAUUACCGGGAGAACACCUACAUGAGGCUUGGGAUCGAUUCAAGCUAUAUUUAGUGAGGCCACCGAAUCAUGCCAAAAAUGCAGCUGAUGGAUCUUUUAUGGAUGAAACAUUUGCGAGGAUCACACAAAUCCUUGACAAAAUGGCAAUACAUAACCAAGCUUGGCACUCAGAGGACACCACGGGUGGAAUUGUAUAUGGUAUUCCUUCCUUGACCAACAUGAUUAAGGAGAACCAAGAAAGAGAUCAAGUAAUUGCCGGUCUUGCCACCAACGUCAAUGUGUUGACGAAGAUGUUCACUGAAAGCCAAAUAAAAAAGAGGAAACCCUACCAAGUUUCAGGACAACAAAACCAAUGGAGGCCUAACCCGCAAGGGCAAUGCAACCAACAGUGGCGAAAUGACCAAGGUAGUUCAAAUCAAGGGAAUUGGAGUAACAACAACAAAAACUUUUCCACUCGGAGUUCAAAACCCUAUGUUCCACCAAAGGGGAAAUAUUCCAACUCUCCGCAUUGGAAUGAAGGUUUUUCAAGUGAUUCCAAGUUGGAAAACAUGCUUGAACGAGUAUUGCAAAAUAAAGAAAGAUCCGACACUUCAAUGGGGAAUAUGACCGAGCUUAUGGGUUCUUAUACUGCAUCUAUUCAAAAUUUAGAGAUGCAAAUGAGAGAUCUCUCAAGAGAGAAAAGUCCGAAGCAAAAGGGCACACUCCCAAGUGACACAAUUGCAAACCCAAAAGGUAGUGGGAGCAGUACAACUUCUCAUUAUAUGGCUAUCACAACUCGAAGUGGGAAAAUACUUCAACGAGAGAUUGAACAAGUGGUCGAAGUGGAAGAUUCCGAACUAGAAGUUGAGGCACAAGUUGAGGUGCCAAUUGUUGUUGAAGCUUAA